Vigna unguiculata (cowpea) is the source of this 1853-nucleotide messenger RNA. RefSeq names its product copper ion transmembrane transporter. Lineage: Eukaryota; Viridiplantae; Streptophyta; Magnoliopsida; Fabales; Fabaceae. The record is from RefSeq and is a predicted model, not a curated record.
AACUUCUAAAAACUUCAUCCCUGCAAAUGCAACCAUACACGGCUUAACAGUAACACAAUCCAUAUCUGCUAAGAACAACACUGUACGAUAAAGAAUGAACUAGGAUUAGGGAUUUGUCACUGCAGAGCGUUUCAGAGAACGUCCCAAUUCUCAAAAUUUCUUCUUUUCAGAUGAAAAAUUGAUUUGUUUUAACAAAAUCUGUUCUUGGUUCUGUGGGUAUCUGAAACCAAACCCAAGAUGAACCUUUUACUCCCUCAACACCACAACCUUUCAUUCUCCCAAUGCCCCCUUUUCCACAACCCCAUCAAAACCCUCCAAUUUGUUCCCAAUCCUCCCGCACGUGUGAGCACCGUAAUCCGCAUGGGUGGGGGUCCCCGCACGUACCCGGGUGGCGUGUCGAAGUGGGUGUGGAAGCGGAUGCAGGCGAAGAAGGCGAAGCAGCUACUGAAGGCGCGUCUGUCCAGGGAGCGGCAGAUAUACGAGAUGAGGAAGCGGGCGGAGCUGAAGGCGGCGGUGUCGGAGCUGGAGCGGCCGUGGGAGGUGGUGGAGAGGGCGGCGGCGGCGCCCAAUCUGUUCUCUGUUGGGGCUGAUGAGCAGGUGAAGGUUCUUGCCGACAGGUUUCAGAGGCCUGGUGGGUUUGAUAUGUGGAGUGAGAAGGAUGGGCCUGUGUUGUUUGAGACCCCUGAUGAGUUGCCAUCUGCUAGAUUUUUCCCCAAAGGAGUGGUGCACAGUGUGAAGCCCUAUAGGAGGGUUGAUGGGUAUGGGCUGGUGAAGGAGGGGUAUGAUGAGGAAGAAGGUUUGGUAAAGGGGAAUGCUUUUGAUGAUAAUUUGAGUGAGAAGGAAAAUGGGGGAAAGAAGAUUGAGUUUAGUGGAAAGUUGAGUGAAAAGGGGAAGAAAUUUGAAUUUGGUGCAGGUUGGAGUGAAAAGGGAAAUGGGAAUGGAAAAGGGGUUUUGUUGGAGGAUGUUGAUGGAGAAUUUUCAUCUUUUGAUGUGAAUUAUGGGAGAAAUGGAGUUGAGGGUGAGGGUGAAGGUGAUGUUGGUUUGAGAAGGAAUGGGAAUGGGAAUAGGAGGAGGUUUUUGUCUGAUAAUGUUGGUAGAAAUGGAGUGCAGUCUCAUGGGAGGAAUGGAGUGGAGGGUGAUGGUAGAUUGAGAAGAAAUGGAAAUGGAAGGAGGGUUUUGUCUGAUGAUGUUGGUAGGUCUAACAAUGGAGGGCGAUCUUCUCGUUUGAAUUAUGAGAGGAAUGCAAAUGGAAGGUUUGAUGGUGGAGAGCAUUCUCCUCCCUCUUCAAAUUUUGGGAGGAAUGAAACAAGUUUUGAUGGCAGGUUAAGGAGGAGGGGGAAUGGAAGGAGGGUUUUCUCCAAGGAUGUUGUUGAUGGAUCUAAUGAGUUGCAUUCAGGAGGAGUUGGUUCUGUCAGGAAACAGAGAGGGGGCAAUUCCAUUAGAGGCAGAAGUGGAGGAAAGUUUGCUAACAGGACUUUAGAGUAUGCUUCACCAAGAGGAAGAGGAAGAGGUAGAGGUGCAAGUUCUGAAGUUUAUGAUAUGGGUUUGCAACAAGAUGGGAGUUAUGGGUUCCAGCAGAAGCAUGAGGAACUUGACUCUACAAGUUGUUAGAGCCAUGGAUUCUUAAUCUAAUCAUUCUAGGGGUUCAACAAGUUUUGCUACCAAUUACUGAUGAUUUGUCUAAAAGGGUGCAUGUCAUGUCCUUUUGGAAGUCCUUUCCUAGUGAACUGAAGUGUAUGUCUGAUCUGCUCAUGUGGAAAUUGAAUAUUGGACCACUCAAAUGUCAUUGUGUGAAAGUAUAUCUUGUAUAUAUAUAUUUCAUUUGAAUAUCAAAAGAUAACAUUGAAUUUCUA